GUUCCAGCUGAGUUUCAAGUGUCUAGUUACAGGAAGUUUAACGUACAGAGAGAAACAGACAACUGUGAAAUAGUGCUUUUAAUUUUAUUUUUGUUUUAAAAAAAUUCAUACCCAAACUCUCUGAACAAUCCAAGGAACAUUUAAUAGGUAAAACUGGCACUCUGACUGGCCCAUGCAGGUGCCAUGGAAUUUGUGAACCUGCUUUACCAGAUUGAUUCUGAACUGGAUCAUUCAGAUGUUCAGUCUCUUAAAUUUCUCUGCAUUGAUCUCUUAUCUAGCAAGAAACUGAGUAAGAUUGAGUCAGGCAGAGAGCUCUUUGACCAGCUCAUGCAAAAUGGAUUCAUUGACAAGAAAAACCACUUUCUUUUGGCUGAACUUCUGUAUAUCAUUGGGCAGCACUGUCUACUCAAGGUUCUUGACUAUAACAAAGUGUCUGUGCAAGAACUUCUGCCUACCCAUGGGAAAACAACAUUGUAUAGGCGAAUGCUGUUUGAGAUUUCUGAAAAUGUCACCACUGAAGACCUAAAAGACAUAAUGUUCCUCCUGGAGAUUAAGAAAAAGCAAAAAGAAAGCAGGACAUUUCUUGAUCUGCUGAGCUAUUUGGAAAAAAAGGAAAUCAUCUCUGAAGAUAACUUGAAAGUUCUUGAGGGUGUCUUCGAAAAGGUUUCUCCUGACGUUUUGAAAAUAAUUGAUAACUACAAGAAUGAGAAAGCAGCGCAACAAAGCCAAGGAAUACCUGAACCAAACAUAAAUAGAAUAGAACCAGAAGAUUUAAAAACACCAUUGUCCAUUCAGGCUUUGUCCCACCUGGAAAAGCAGUGGCCAAAUGAUGACACUAGGACAGAGAGCGUGAGAGAGCAUAUCCAGCUUGUACGUGGAGAAGCUGAAAGAGAAGAUGACAACAUUGGAAACCUUGAAAAUAAAAUACAUAUGCUCAGGCUCAACCAACAUGCUAGACCAGGAACAAGUGCUGAGGACGAUCUUUAUGCAAUGAAUAGCACGCACAGAGGUUAUUGCUUGAUCAUAAGCAAUUUAGACUUCAUGCACAGCAGUUCAAGACAAGGGACAGAAAAGGAUGAAGAGGAGCUGAGGAAUGUAUUUAAAUGGCUUGGAUUAGACGUGGAGACACACAAUGAGCAAUCAGCAGAAAAUAUCCAUACAUGUAUGAAGGAUUUUGCCUCUAGAGACCAUAGUGAGAGAGACUGCUUUGUAUGCUGCAUCAUGACACAUGGUGAAUCUGGAAUGAUUCUGGGAAACGACAAUGUGACUAUACCAAUUAAUGAUAUAAUCACUUAUUUCAUCCCUGAUAAUUGCCCAACCCUAUGUGGAAAACCUAAACUGUUUUUUAUACAAGCAUGUCAAGGAAAAAAAAGCCAGGAUUCAUACCCUAUACAAGAUGAUGCCUCUGUAUCUCCAAGGAAAUAUGUUAUAAAAAUUCCCACAGAUGCAGAUUUACUAAUAGGGAUGUCAACAGUAGAUGGAUAUUACUCUUACCGUCAUGUGAAAUAUGGAACGUGGUACAUUCAAGCAGUAUGCAAGAACUUGGCAGAAAUGGUUCCGAGGGGUGAAGAUAUUUUGUCCAUUCUCACAAAAGUCAAUAAUGAUGUCAGCCUCAAGGAAGAUCAAGAAGGAAAUAGAAAGCAAAUGCCCCAGCCUACCUAUACCCUACGAAAGAAGCUUAUAUUCCCUGCCCCUUCUACACCUUAUACGCCUAAAAAACCCUGAUUUCUACUAUAUAAAUGAACUGGUGCUCAUUGUGGAUAUAUUGAUUGAGGAUGCUACCCACUGGUGUAACUAUAGGGGUCGCAACUGCGACCAGACCCAUGCCUCUAGUGGCCUGGUACAACCCCUGUCUCCCCAUGCCUUUCCAAAUCGGUGCGGUCCAGGUCGGAAGGGCCCUUUCUAAACUUUUUUGAAAGGGCAAGGGGAGAUAGGAACAUAUUGGGGUAACAUAACGCCACAUGACCCCACAGUGAAACCGAGGCUGCUCGCACACAGUGCGCGAGCAGCCAGAGGAAAAACUGCAGGAGCAGUGAAAGGUAAGCUGGGGCUGGAGGUGGGAUAUACCAUAUUUGUUCAUUUAUAAGAUGACCCUGAUUAUAAGACUACCCCCCAGAAUUUGAAUAUUAAUUUAGGAAAAAAAGGAAAAGCUUGAAUAUAAGACUACCCUAUAAGAAAAAUGUUUCACUAGUAAAUAUUUACAUGAUUUUUUAUGAUAUAAAUGCC
Molecule: messenger RNA, 2226 nt
Organism: Spea bombifrons (plains spadefoot toad)
Lineage: Eukaryota; Metazoa; Chordata; Amphibia; Anura; Pelobatidae
Product: caspase-8-like
Exons: 11
Coding region: 184-1725 (513 amino acids)
Biological process (GO): negative regulation of extrinsic apoptotic signaling pathway via death domain receptors; proteolysis
Molecular function (GO): cysteine-type endopeptidase activity; protein binding
Source: RefSeq, a predicted model, not a curated record